Hydra vulgaris (swiftwater hydra) is the source of this 4558-nucleotide messenger RNA. Its product is annotated as adhesion G protein-coupled receptor L2. Gene Ontology annotation, molecular function: DNA binding; protein binding; G protein-coupled receptor activity. Gene Ontology annotation, biological process: cell surface receptor signaling pathway; DNA transposition; DNA integration. The record is from RefSeq and is a predicted model, not a curated record. Gene Ontology annotation, cellular component: plasma membrane. NCBI's taxonomy places the organism in Eukaryota, Metazoa, Cnidaria, Hydrozoa, Anthoathecata, Hydridae.
AUAUCUGACAUUCCGGCGCAUUUAAAAAAUAAAUUGUUUUUGUAGGACAAAUUUUUAACGGCUUUAAAUAUUUUAACUUCAGAAAAUUCCAAAUAAUUGGCAGUUUUUAUUUACGUUACGUUAAUAAACAUUUUAGAAUGCUGAAUAGUGUUUUAUUAAUUAUGAUAUUGUAUUUAUUUGUGGAAUUCAAAAAAGCGGAACCUUAUAAUUGGUUUGUUCAUAACAUUCUUACAACGCCAGUUGAAGAAAAGAAUCUUACUUUACCAGCACUUGAAAAAGAAUACUUUCUUUCAUUUGAAUAUUAUCCCAAUAAAUUUCCCUCUUCAGGUAGUUUGUACAAUGUUAUUCAUUUUAAUAAUAGUUUUGGACCCAGUGUUAGUCUAAAUUCUCAUGGAUACUUGCAGAUAUGUUUAUUUAAUGGCAUUGAAAAGAGAUGUUUUAACACAAAUUCAAUUUUGUUAGAACAAUGGAUAAAAAUAGAUAUAAUUCAAGAAUUGAAAAAUGAAAUUUAUCAAUUUGAAAUUAAACUAAAUGGGACAAAUGUUCAUUCUGCAAUCAUUUAUAGGCCUAAACGUUUUGAAAAUCUUACACUUUAUGCUUUGGAUCUAAUGUUUCCUUCAACUAAUUUUAUUAAAAAUAUAUUUGUUAUUAAUGGCAAUGCAACUCAAGCAAAUAAAUCUUCUAUAGCUGUCACAACAAAAUCUCUAACAACAAUGAGUGUUGAGUUGGCAACAACAAUUACAAUUGCAAAAACUGAAAGUACAAAAAUUCAAUCAAAAACUACAGUUGAUGCUAUUACACCAACUAAAUCUGCAACAACCAAAACUGAACCUACAACUACAAAUACAAAUGAAAUUUUAACUAAUUCUUAUGGUCCAUCUUACUUUUGUCCCUCUUAUUAUUAUGUGCUGAAUAAAUCAAGUUUUUUGCCAAUUGAGAAUAUCAAAGGUUCUAAAAUAACUUACACUGGUAAAGGAGAUAGUCGCUUAACAUUUUCACUUGCUACUACCACAAUAAACUUAAGAACUUUCAACAGACCGUGCUUCAAUGAUUUCAGCCAAUGUAAGAAUGGAAUGACUAUUAGCUUUUGGUUUAAUUUGUUAGAUGAAAAAAUUAAUUCUGAAUAUAAAAACAAAUAUGAGUUGUUGACUUUUGAUGGUGAUUCAAAUGAUCAAGUUAAAGUUUGGUUCACUUUUGUUGAUAGUCAACUUUAUUUUAAUAGUGAAAUGAGUAUUUCAGGGAGCACAGUUGCUAAUGCUAAAGAUAAAAUUAGUUUUGAAAAUUGGUACUAUGCUGUUUUAUUAUACAGUGACGAAGAUGGAAUGGCAGUGUACUUAAACACAUAUGAACUUGAAACAACUAACACUGGUUUUACUCAUAAUGAAGCAGUUAAUACUUAUACUACCAUAGUUUUGGGAAUGUUUCAAAGAGAAAUGGAUAGUUCUAAAUUUCUUAAUUUGGAUAUUAGUGUUGACAAAGUUGCUAUUUGUGAAAAAAGGCUUACAAUAGAUGAGAUUAAAGCUAUUUACUUCUGGGUUAUAGGUACUGUAUCCCUUUUGACUUGCAAGAGUGAUGAUGAUGGACUUGAAAUAAAAUGGAAUGCAUCAGAUCCUAAUUCUUUUGAGCAAUUUGUAUCAUAUGAAUUAAAAUGGUGGAGUGAAUCUAGUAAAUACGAUACAAAUAUUGCCAAUAUAUAUAACAUUAAAGACAAUAAAUUGUUUCGUAUUGAAGUUUUCGAGCCAAAUGUUCUCUACAAUGUUAACUUAACAGCUAUUUCACUUCAAGGUUUUCCACUUAAUUACAGCUAUCAGAAAAACUUUUGUCAAACAGGAGUGAUGAAAAGAAGCAAAUUAAGUAUUUCUUUUACUGACAAAAGUGUUUCAAUUAUUUGGGAUAAAAGUCCGCCUGAAGAAAUAUACUCAUUCCAUAUUUUUUAUGAAACAAUAAAUUCAAGUGUUGUUUCAAAUGAAGAAAAGGUUUGGACUUCUACCCUUAAUCAUACAAUAUUUAAUUUAAAACCAGCAACAUCAUACAAGUUAAACAUUCAUAGAUAUGGUUAUGGUGCAACUAUCAGAGCAAUAAGAUUUUUCGAAACAUUGCCCGGUGUAUUAACUCCAACAUCAUUACCAAGUUCAACAAAUUUUCUAGACAUCACCAAGACUCAACCUUUGAUAAAAUACUGCAAAAGAGAAAUAUUUAGAGUAAUUGACUGGCCAAUGACUCCUUCUGGUAAAGCUAUAUCAUUGAGUUGUCCAGGAAUAUCCAUAGGAAAUGCGACACGGAGUUGUGUUGAGGAAUUAUGGCAACAGCCUGACAUGAAUGAUUGUAAAUCAAAGAAUACCUUUUUGAAAACAACAGAGCUAAAAUCUUCUACAGAUGUUUCAAAAGAAUCUGAGAGACUUUCUACAUAUGUACUGAAUAAUAAUAAUAUGCAAUUUGGCAGCGAUCUGGUAAAUGUUAUUGAUGCUGUUGAAUCUCUUGUGAAAAGUUCUCAAAUUGUUAAUCAGCAGCAAAUAUCUAACUUUUCUCAGAUUGUUUUAAACAUAACAAGUCAUUUGUUAGAUAAAGACUCGUCCAUGUUUUGGAAUGAUUUAACUCAGGAAAAACGCUCUAAAGAUGCAAUAAAAUUGUUAAAAGCAACUGAUGAACUCAUUGAAACUUCGGCCAAACUAAACAGCACUUCAAAAGUAAUUUUAUCAGAAAAUAUAGUUGUAAAUAUCCAACCACUUUUACCAACAAAAAAUGUUGUUUGGUGUGUUGAAAAUGAAGUUGUAGUUCCUAAAACACUGUUGGAAGAAGAUAAAAAAUAUGUUGUCAUUGUGGCAUCAUUUAAUAGAUUUAAUGAACUAAUUGGUGUUCCUGAGUCUAAACUCAAAGAAUCUAAUCUUAUAAAAUCAACUCAACUAAAACUUAAUUCAAAAGUCUUGUCGGUCUCAUUACUUCCCCGUCGUAGCUUACCUUCUGGAAGCUCUAUUGUUAUUGUUCAAAAGCUAGAUCAGCCUUCCAUUGGAACUCCUCACUGUGUUUACCUUGAGCACUUAAAUAGUUUUAAGAGCCUAUGGUCUAAUAAAGGUUGUGUGGUGGAUAAAUUCAAUAGUUCACAUGUGACUUGUCGUUGCAGUCAUUUAACAAAUUUUGCUAUUUUGAUGUCUGUUACAAAUCAUAAUUUAUCGAGUUUUCACAAAAUGGUUAUGAGCAGGGUUACAGUGUUUGGUUUAUCUGUGUCACUUAUUACAUUGCUACUUUCGUUUUUUUCAUUUGUCUUUAUAAAAAAAAUCAAAUCAAUUCGAAAUACUAUUCAUAAAAAUAUAGUGUUUGGGCUAUUUAUGGCAGAGUUAAUUUUUAUAUUUGGAGUUGACAAAGUAGAAAACAGAAUAGGCUGCCAAGUAAUAGCAGUGUUCCUGCAUUAUUUUUUCUUAUCAACAUUUUUUUUAAUGGCGUUUGAAGGAGUGGUCCUAUAUUUUAUGCUUGUUCAUGUGUUUGGAAUGCAUGGUAAAACAUCUGAUCAUGUCUAUAAACAUGUUGUAGCAUGUUGGGUUUUACCAGUUUUGGUUGUUAUUAUUAAUCUUGCAAUUGACCAAAAGGCUUAUGGAAAACAUAAGGAUCAUUGUUGGUUAUCUGUUAAAAAUGGUUUUAUAUGGAGUUUUGUUGGGCCAGUUUUAUUUGUUAUAAUAAUAAAUAUCUUCAUCUUCUUUAUCUCUUUACGAGUUGUAUCAAAAAAAGCAAAAAAGCGUUCUUCAGAUGUUGCAAAAUUGUGGUAUUGGAUAAAAACUUCGUGUUUACUGUUAUGUUUCCUUGGUAUCACUUGGGUUAUUGGAAUCUUUUACAUAAAUUCAAAGUCUGUUUUCUUUGGCUAUAUGUUUAUGGUAGUGAACAGUUUACAAGGGUGCUUUAUUUUCCUAUUCCACUGUGUAUUUGAUGUUAGGGUUCGGAAAGCUUGGUAUGAAUUUUUUUGUUGCAAAAGCGGAAAAGAUAGCUUUAAAAUAUCUAGAAGUAGUACAUUGAGUUCUUUUUUUCUCAGUAGAAGAAGUAAACAGAGUCUUAUCAGUUCAAAGAAAAUCAAAAAAAGUGAAGAUGCUUUACAGGAUUCUAAUCUGGAUGCUGUACAUUUAACGGCAAAUUCAAAGUGCUAAUUUUCUUCAUUUCCGACGGAUAAUUUAAAUCUUUAAACCAUAACAAUUAGAAUAUAUGAACCUCUGGACGAUAGCAAUUAGAAAAUAUGAACCUCUGGACGAUAGCAAUUAGAAAAUAUGAAUCUCUAGACGAUAGCGAUUAGAAAAUAUAAACCUCUUGACAAUAACAAUUAGAAAUUUUGAAUCUCUGGACGAUAGGAAUUAAAAAAUUUGAGUUUCUGCACAAUUGAAAUUAGAAAAGAUUUGUUUAGAAACUAAAACUUUGCACUUUUUUAUGCAUAAUAUUGGGUUCUUACUAUUCAAUUUUUUUGAUAUUUGAUUUGUUCCAACAAUUUGUACUGUUUUUCGAAUAUUAUUAGAUUUUUUUUAUAUAUUGUUAGAUUUUUCUACAGCAAAUUACAGAAAUAUUGUUGUAUUAAUUUUUA